This is a messenger RNA of Pecten maximus, 1547 nucleotides long. RefSeq names its product prohibitin-2-like. Gene Ontology annotation, cellular component: membrane; mitochondrion. The transcript has 8 exons. The coding region runs from base 83 to 967 and encodes 294 amino acids. NCBI's taxonomy places the organism in Eukaryota, Metazoa, Mollusca, Bivalvia, Pectinida, Pectinidae. The record is from RefSeq and is a predicted model, not a curated record. Gene Ontology annotation, biological process: mitochondrion organization.
GUCCUUUGAAACCACGUGAAGGACGAGACUUUACCACACGUGGAUUCGGAGGUCAUUGCUGUAAUAACACACAGUGGAAAAAAUGGAUUUUGUGAAAAAUGCACAAAAGAUGGCACCAGGCGGCAAGGGUCUCAGAGCAGGAAUAGGACUUAUGGCAAUAGCUGGUGGUGCAAUUUACGGUCUUACGCAUUCAUUUUACACAGUUGAUGGUGGUCACAGAUCUAUCAUAUUCAGUCGGAUAAGUGGAGUACAACAGACAGUCUAUCCUGAAGGACUUCAUUUCAGAAUACCUUGGUUCCAGUAUCCCAUUAUCUACGACAUCAGGGCUAGGCCACGGAAGCUCUCCUCACCAACUGGCAGUAAAGACUUACAGAUGGUGAACAUCUCUCUGCGAGUGCUGUCCCGUCCAGAUCAAAACUUUUUACCACAGAUUUAUCGACAACUAGGACAAGACUAUGAUGAGCGUGUCCUGCCAUCUAUUUGUAAUGAGGUACUGAAGUCAGUGGUGGCCAAGUUUAAUGCUUCACAGCUCAUCACACAGCGUCAACAGGUCAGUAUGCUUAUACGACAAGAACUGCUUGACCGCGCCCGAGACUUCCAUCUCAUCCUCGACGACGUGUCCAUCACAGAGCUCAGCUUCGGCAAAGAAUACACAGCAGCUGUUGAAGCGAAACAGGUAGCACAGCAAGAAGCACAGAGGGCACAGUUUAUUGUGGAGAAAGCCAAGCAGGAAAAACAACAGAAGAUUGUCCAGGCGACUGGAGAAGCUGAGGCCGCCAAACUUAUUGGAGAUGCCAUAGCCACGAACCCUGGUUAUCUGAAGCUGAGGAAGAUCCGUGCUGCCCAAAGCAUUGCCAGAACGGUUGCUGCUUCUCAAAACCGAGUAUAUUUGAACGCUGGAAACCUGAUGUUGAACUUAAGUGACAAGGACUUUGAUUCAGAGUUCAAGAACUUCAGAAAAUCAUAGGAGAUAGGAGCAAUCGAUAUAACCUGUGUUGUGCUAUUUCCAAGACAAAUUUGAGAGGCAACAAGAAGAGCAGUACAAACAAUUCUCCAAAUUUUUGUGUGUGUUAAAAGUACGAUGAAUGUAAAGUAUGGAUGUCUGUUUAUUGUAAAAAAAAUCAAACCUGAAUAUAUAACAUUAUAAUGUAUCACUGGACUGGUUUACGACGAGUAUGAUUUGAAGGUGUAAACUGACAUGAUUUUCAUUUAAUUCCUAAUCAUGAGCAGAAAUGUAUCUAAUAUACAUGUGGAAAAUUCAGAUAUGUUAUAUAUCUUAUCUUAAUAUUAGUGGAAGCAUAAAUCAUUAUUCUUUAGCUUCCAGUAGAUUUAUCAAACCAAGUUAUCUUGAAAAUGAAUAAUAUAUUUCUGAAGGUAUGGAAGUUAAACAGUUACUAAUGAUUUUGACGGUUUGUAUGCAUCAUUUCACACGGACUAGUUUACUGUUGAUGAUGAUGUAGUUUACACUGUAAAGGUUAUCAAACAGUACCUGUUUUAAUGAUGUUGAGUGUAAUUUCUGUGACUAGUGAAUAAAAGAUCAAAAUUUA